AUGGGCCAAACACGAGUCCGCCCCUGGCAUGCCUCCUGGCCCUGUCAAGACGACGAGUCCACCCUCGUGGACAAGGACUCAGACGCCUUGACCCUGUAUCGAUGGGAUGAGCUUUCCGGAGCAGAAAAGGAGAAGUACGAGUCCAUCAAGGGAACUUGGAAACUUUCACAAGAUCACGCCAACUCGAUUCGGUUACCAGCCAGACUCUUCUCGACAUCGCAGUCAGCUUUCACAAGUGCAAAUCACUUCGACGCACCCGAAUUCCUCAAAAUGCGCUUCACCAUCCUCAUCGCCGCAAUUAUCGGCUUCGCCGUCGCGAUCAUGGAUGACUGUACUCCCGGCACGAGGUGCUGUACCGGAACGCAAUGA
This is a messenger RNA of Zymoseptoria tritici IPO323, 369 nucleotides long. RefSeq lists its product as uncharacterized. The coding region runs from base 1 to 369 and encodes 122 amino acids. The record is from RefSeq and is a predicted model, not a curated record. The transcript has 6 exons. NCBI's taxonomy places the organism in Eukaryota, Fungi, Ascomycota, Dothideomycetes, Mycosphaerellales, Mycosphaerellaceae.